This is a messenger RNA of Phoenix dactylifera (date palm), 1275 nucleotides long. RefSeq lists its product as uncharacterized. The record is from RefSeq and is a predicted model, not a curated record. NCBI's taxonomy places the organism in Eukaryota, Viridiplantae, Streptophyta, Magnoliopsida, Arecales, Arecaceae.
GGACCCCGACCUCCCUUCUCCUCCCUCGCCUUCGAUUUCCUCAUUCCUCUCUGCGAAGAAACACCCUAGCUUUUGCCCUCCUUUCAUCCCUCGCUGUCUCUAUUGACCCCUUCUGCAUAGCGUCUCGGGUCUUUUCGCCGUUUCGAUCCGUUCCUACCGAUCAAAAUGGAAUUCGAGGGCCGAUACCGCCAGGCUCAGAGGCCUAAAUACGAGUGCCUUCUAUUUGACCUCGACGAUACUCUGUACCCUUAUAACUCCGGCAUAGCAUCCCAGUGCCGCAAAAACAUCGAAGAUUAUAUGGUAGAGAAGCUUGGGAUUGAGGAGAGCAAGAUCCCAGACAUGUGUAAUUUACUGUACAAGUACUAUGGGACAACCAUGGCCGGUCUAAGGGCCAUUGGCUACAAUUUUAAUUAUGAUGAUUACCACAGUUUUGUUCAUGGAAGAUUACCUUAUGACAAGCUGAAGCCAGAUCCUGUUCUUAGACAUCUUCUACUGAACCUGCCAAUACGCAAAGUGAUUUUCACAAAUGCUGAUAAGAUCCAUGCUGCCAAAGUACUUAAUAAGCUGGGGUUGGAAGAUUGUUUUGAAGGAAUUAUAUGCUUUGAGACACUGAAUGCACAAAGUAAUUCAUCUUCACCCUGUGACCCAACAGCCGCAACCAACAUCUUCAACAUCCUUGAGCAUUUCUCUCAGCCCGCUGCUGGUUCUGAACUACCAAAGACACCAAUCCAAUGCAAGCCAUCCAUGGAUGCGAUGGAGCAUGCUCUCAGAAUUGCAAACAUUAGCCCUCAGAGAUCGAUUUUCUUUGAUGACAGUGUUCGCAAUAUCCAGUCAGGCAAAAGCAUUGGCCUCCACACGGUGCUGGUCGGCAAUUCACAUAGAGUUAAAGGUGCAGACCAUGCACUAGAAAGCAUCCACAACAUCAAGGAAGCGCUGCCUGAGCUCUGGGAGGAGGCUGAAAAAUCUGAGGAUGUCCGAUACAAGGGCAAGGUUGCGAUCGAGACAUCUGUGACUGCCUAAUGCUCAAUUCCUCCAUGUAAUGGCUCUCAGAUGAGAAGAUGUUGUACAAUUACAUCAGAGGGGGCUUGUCCUCGAAACCCAGCUCUUCUUAGUCUGUCCACGUAAUUAUGGUUGGAGGAGGAGAAUUGUAUGGAAUGGGCAGGAAACCAUCAUGCUUCCCUCCAUUUCGUCAAUUGAUAUGCAUGUAACUAGUAUUCAGAAAUAAAUAUUUUUAUUUUCUCUAUCAUAUGCCGAGGUAGUGCAGGGGAUUUUUGA